CAGUGAUCCACUACAUUUAUCACCACUUUACACUGACAUUCAAGCUGACGUUCAGCCCAUUCGUGAAUUGAAGCGUAUAGCUCCAACGAUAGCCACCUAAAUACUUGGUACACAUCCUAGGAAAUGUCUCGCCCAGCAGUGGCCGACAACCUCCCUCCCAGUGCGCGAUCAAUUGCUCUCCUGCUUGCAUCCACACCCACAGUACAGGAUGCACAACCCGGUGUUCUGCACCAACUGCUCGAGUUUUCGCACCGGUAUACAACACAGGUGCUCUCAGACGCGCUCGUCUACGCGGAGCACGCAGGGCGGUCAGGGAAGGUCGAGAUGGACGACGUGGUCCUCGCGGUGCAGGCCCGUGUCGGCUGGGAGUUUGGAGGGCGUGUCCCCAAAGAGUACAUUCUAUCGCUCGCGACACAAACAAAUUCCGUCCCCCUCCCCUCCGUCCCCGAAGUCUUCGGCGUCCGGCUUCCAUCUGCGAACGAAUGCCUCACCUCAGUUGACUUCGACUUCGUCCCAAACAAGCCCCCGCCCGGCGUCAAGCUCUACGACGAGGAUGUUGAGGAAAUCGAGGAAUCCGACGAAGAUGAGGACGAGGACAUGGAACCCGCCGCUAUCCCCGCUGCGUCGCAAGCCUCUGCGGCAGCGGUCCCUCCAAUGUCUGCACAAGCCCAACCGCAGCAGCCUGUGGGAGCGCUGCACACGCCGUCGGACGUUGAUAUGAUGACGCCUGGUGCACGGGUGGAAGAGGGUAGCGAGGUUGAUGAGGAGGAUGGUCUGUUUGGUGGAGCUGGCGAGGACGAAGAGCAGAGUGGGGAUGAGCCCAUGGAGGAGGUACCUGCUGCAUCACAGGCAGAGUCUGCCACCAACGGAGUGAAGCGCAAACUGGUAGAAGAAGAGGAUUACGACUAAGUUGGUUGUUCUCUCUCAGUCUGAGUGCAUGGGACUUAUUUGCUCAAGGGAGGCAUGUAUUGUACUGUAAUAAUAGACACAUAAACUGUACUGAGGUCUACG
This is a messenger RNA of Rhodofomes roseus, 1011 nucleotides long. Its product is annotated as transcription initiation factor IID, 31kD subunit-domain-containing protein. Lineage: Eukaryota; Fungi; Basidiomycota; Agaricomycetes; Polyporales; Fomitopsidaceae. The transcript has 2 exons. Gene Ontology annotation, cellular component: SAGA complex; transcription factor TFIID complex. Gene Ontology annotation, biological process: RNA polymerase II preinitiation complex assembly; DNA-templated transcription initiation. Gene Ontology annotation, molecular function: protein heterodimerization activity; transcription coactivator activity; RNA polymerase II general transcription initiation factor activity. Bases 124 to 909 code for a protein of 261 amino acids. The record is from RefSeq and is a predicted model, not a curated record.